This is a messenger RNA of Cimex lectularius (bed bug), 2141 nucleotides long. RefSeq names its product polyadenylate-binding protein 2-B (gene Pabp2). Gene Ontology annotation, molecular function: RNA binding. The transcript has a single exon. Bases 231 to 881 code for a protein of 216 amino acids. Lineage: Eukaryota; Metazoa; Arthropoda; Insecta; Hemiptera; Cimicidae. The record is from RefSeq and is a predicted model, not a curated record.
UCGUAGCUUUUAUUUCUAGUUAGCGUAAAAGCCCAACUCGAGACGAGAGUCCGGUCUCGUAUUUAGUGUGUACACACGGAAUUGUACGAGGGGCUUUGCGUGGGGGUUGGAAGUGAAAGUCUCGGAAGGGUUCUGCGAGUGUAGUGCACGCGGCAGACUCCGGCCGCUUUUAUACGUUGAACAAGUGAGUCGUUUUUUUAUAUAGUUUAGACGUUGUGAAAGCCGUUGGGAUGGCGGACAACGACGAACUGGGUUCCGACGUGAUGGAGGCGUUGGAGAACGGCGAAGAGGCGGUCGGUGAGAACGGCGACGCGGAGGCGGCCGGCGGCCAGGUGGACGACCAGGAGUUGGAGGCGAUCAAGGCGCGGGUCCGGGAGAUGGAAGAGGAGGCGGAGAAGCUGAAGCAGAUGCAGACGGAGGUGGACAAACAGAUGAAUCUCGGGAGCCCGCCCGCGACCGGGGCCGCCGGGCUCAACCUCUCCUACGACGAGAAGGUCGAAGUGGACAACCGGUCCAUCUACGUCGGCAACGUGGACUACGGAGCGACCGCCGAGGAGCUCGAGUCACACUUUCACGGAUGCGGCUCCAUCGUCCGGGUCACCAUCCUCUGCAACAAGUUCAACGGCCAUCCCAAGGGGUUCGCCUACAUCGAGUUCGCCGACAAGGACUCCGUCCAGACGGCCAUGGCCAUGGACGAAUCCCUCUUCCGCGGACGGCAGAUCAAGGUGAAUCCCAAGAGGACCAACCGACCCGGGCUCAGCACCACCAACAGAGGGUUCAGAGGCCGAGGACGCAGCAGAUUCGCAAGAGGGGCCUAUUACGGAUACCGGGUGUCGAGAAGCGCCAGAGCAUACCGCCGUCCGUUCUAUGCGCCAUACUGAUUUAUAAUAUAAUACAUUUAAUUUCAACCUUAUCAUUAAUUAAAGGUAUAGUUAAGUUAGAAUGUUGCAAAUCCUUCAUGUUGUAGAAUCUUGAUUCGAGUCUACGUCGCAGAUUUUUUGUGUUCGCAGGAAAGCUGAUCAAAAACAUUUUUCUUUUUCCUUCAUUUCAUCAAAUACUAUCAACUGCCUGUCUUUUUUUAAAAAAUAAAUAUUAACAAAAAGGUUGAAAAUUUUUUUUUUAAUAGCAAUUGUUAGAACAACUACAAAAAAAGAGUGUACUAAAAGUGCUACUUUCAUCGAGGAUCUUGAACCCUCUCAAAUAAAAUGUCAUUAUUAAUAAAAAAUGAUUUAAAGAAAUGUAAACUUUUUUUAUUUUUCAAUAAUCUUUGUUAAGAUGAAUAAUUAUAGCAGGCUCAAAAUAUCACCUUGCGAGAGGCGAUUUUUUAACGACUACCCUACCAUGACAGGUUAUAUAAAAAAAGAAAAAAUAUCACAUUUUGGAUUUACAUCUUUUAAAAUCUGGCGUUUGGUCUACGAAAUCAGAAUUUAUUUAAAAAAUAAUAAUUUUCAAUUACAUUUGAGAGAAAAUGUAAAUAUUGUAUUUUAUACUAGAGUACAAAACUUAGGGAGUAAUUGGUUUUUCGGGUUUUAUUCGAGCACGACAAAAUUGUAUCAAUACUGACACUCACAAUAAAAUAGACUCAGUUCAUCGUACGAUAAGUAAAAAGAAAAAAAACCCUCUUUUGUUUUUAAUCGGUGGUUAUUAGUUUACAAUUUUAACCCUGUAAAGGUGUCAGAAAUAUUUUAAAAAACCAUCGGUGUUAAGAACAAAAGAGUUUAAAAGUACAGAAUAUCUUAGCAAAAUUGAUGUAUUAAAUUUUUUUAAAUGUACAGCACUGUAUUUUAAUUCUUUAAAUUUUACAUUUGACUGUAAAAAAAAAAAACAAGUAAUUAAUAACUUCAUUCUGUAUUUUGGUUGUAAGUUUGGAUCCAUUUUUAAAUUUUUGUCAACUUGCGAGAAAGAAAAAAUGUAAAUAUAUUUUUUUUUAAACCAGUCUUAAAAUUUUAGGAUUUUUGUUUUCAAUUUUUAUUUAAUAACCUCAGAAAAUUGCAUCAAAAUUUUGUUGAACUUCAACACAUUCCUUGAGAUGAACUUUUAAUUUAAUAGAAAGCGUUGUUAAAAAAAUUACAAUAAAUGAAAUGAACCAGUUUUUGAUGUAUUACAUGAAAAAGAUAAUAAAAAAAAAAAAAAUCAUAUUU